AUGGCAACAUUUUCAUUCCCUUCUGUACAGAAACAGAUCUCUAAUGUGUGUGGAAAAAUUAUUCCGACAACAAUAACAGCCGAUGAGCAUGGUUACAGCAUAAGAACUGUUACAGCACAUGGUUUGUUACAUGUAGAAGCUGCAUUGUCUCCUUUACCAGAGAAGAGAACAGAAGUUGGAUCCUCUCCUCUAGUCAAACAGCUGCUUCAUGAACCAGAGACUGUCACCAUCAUAGACACUGAGUAUGGAGGGCUUUACAAUGUGGCCUGUCUGAGUGAUGAAGAAAUCUGGACAAGUGGAGGUGACAACACCAUGAAACUCUACAGCAUCAAUCACGGAUCACUACUCAAGUCAAUCACAACCAAGUCAAGACACGAGCCAUACGACAUAGCAGUUACAAAAAGUGAAGAUCUUGUUUAUACUGAUUAUUGGGAUAGAAGUGUGAACAUUGUGAAGAAUGAGAAAAUAGAGGAGAUGUUCACACUACAGAACUGGAAACCUUGCGGUGUUUGUGGUACCUUCUCUGGUGAUUUCCUGGUUAUCUUGAACAAUGAUGAUAACAAACAAUCAACGGUUGUCCGUUUCUCUAGCUCCACAGAGAAACAAAUCAUUCAGUUUGAUGAUAAGGGUAAACCUCUCUAUUCAUUUGGUAGUUACAUAACAGAGAACAGAAACCUGGAUAUCUGUGUGUCUGACUAUGGAGCUAGAGCAGUAGUUGUGGUCAAUCAGGCCGGGAAACUAAGAUUCAGGUACACUGGACGUAUUCCUGCUCCAAAAACAAACCAUUCUAUCCACUAG
Saccostrea cuccullata (small rock oyster) is the source of this 798-nucleotide messenger RNA. RefSeq lists its product as uncharacterized. Lineage: Eukaryota; Metazoa; Mollusca; Bivalvia; Ostreida; Ostreidae. Gene Ontology annotation, molecular function: protein binding. Bases 1 to 798 code for a protein of 265 amino acids. The record is from RefSeq and is a predicted model, not a curated record. The transcript has a single exon.